CUUAAAAAAAAAAUAAAGGAGAAUGAAAUUGGUUUUGAUUGGUUUUUAGUUUUUUAGUGAGAGAAUUUUUGAUAAACUCUUGUUUUUGUAAAUUAAAUAAAUUGGGAAGUUUACAUUUGUCGAACGGCGAGAACAGUAAAUGUUCAUUUCAUUGGAAUAUUAUUAUAUUAAUUUUGAUCUUUUAAAUUUGCCGCCAUUACAAAUUCUGCAGCGCAAAUAAACACAAAAAAAAUCGACUAUUUUUUCGAAAUGGAUUGUUUAUUUUCAACUAAGAAGUGACAAAUUUAUUGAGAAUUUUUAUUUUUCCAAAGUCGAAAUUAAAUUCCUUAAAUGUAAAUAUGUUUUAGUUUCGUAUGUUUUAAUUGAAAGUCUAGUCUAGUAGUUUUGAUAUGGCUACCACCAGCAGUUCGGAUGACAGUAUUGCUCCUAGAGAUUUUCAUUUAUCUACUUCCACAGACAGUGGCAGUCGUCUAAGUCCUAACAGACAAAAAUGUCCUUUGUGUCGCAAGUUUAGGAAAGUAUUUUACUGCAAAGAUUGCUUUCACAGUGGUUUAUUUUACAGUUCCAAACAGAAGAUAACUGAUGGGUACUUAGACAAGCAAAAAGCCCUUUUAGAAUUGGAAGACAAUAAAAAAACAUUGGAGAGAAACUGUGUGAAGCUGUUGGAAAAUAAACAGAGGUCAGAUAUUUUGAAUUCAAAAAUUAGACAAGCCAAAGAUAGAAUAAGAUCCAUUAGAUCCGCAAUUGAGGAAAAAAAAAUAAAAAGAGCCCUAAAUAAUGAAAAACUAGCAUCUUUAAAGGACAAAAAUGAAAAACGCACUGAAAGUUUACCAAAAUAUGAAAAUAAAGUAAGAGAACAUGAAAGUUAUGUAGGGUUAAGGCAUGAAAAAGUUGUAAAAGCAAGAGGGAAUGUAAAAAAGAAACAAGAUGAGUUAAGACAACUUGUAAGGAUGAGAAUUCAACAGCUUUUUAAAUACAUUUUUCCCAUUUGCAUUGUGAAACCAACUAUGGAAACUGAACUUUCUAGUGAUGAUAUGGUAAAUGCUUUGGCUGAAGCAUCUCAAACAACUUUCAUUAGUGAUCGUUGGGAAUACUCUGAUUAUUUAGGGGAGAUGAAAUAUUGUAUUGCAGGGCCAACUUUACCAGGAUCCGGAAAUUACUCUGCUUACAAUAUAUGGGUUGCACAAAACCAAGAUGCAGUUCCUGGUUCAAAUAUUGCCAGCUCUGUAGAGUCAAAUCCAGCUUUUAGCAUAAGUGCUGCUCUAACUUAUACAGCACAGUUAAUCAGUGUUUUAUCAUAUUAUUUAAAUAUCAGGCUUCCUUACAAGAUGCAAUAUAGCGAUUUUUGUAAUAGUUAUAUGAACGAACAACAGUUUGCAAGAAGAACUGCUCGAUUGAAUGCUAAUAUACUAUAUUUAUGCUUUGUUCAAAACGUGGAUUUAAGUACACUAAAUGCAGCCAAAACUAUUCAUAACAUUUUACAAAUGAUAGAGGAUCCAAAUGCUGAUUUAGGAAGAGAUGAUGCCGUUGAAUAUGACAUUCAUCAAGCUGUUGCUCUAGAGCAAGAUAUAUCAAAUGAUCUCAAAACUAGUGAUGACUCAGAUUCAGAAGAAGGCGAUUCAUUUCCAGUGGAAUGGGAAGCAGUACCUCAUGUGCAAUGUCCUGAAAUAGCGGCGGGUCCCGCUAUCAGCCAGUCUCCGCAAAUGAUGACGACUCAACAAGCCAGCAGUAUGGCAGGAGGUUUAGUAAACAGUGCAGCUGCUAGUAUAGCCUCUAUUUGGCGGGGGUUCACCUUUGGUAGGUAGUUUCUGCUGUAAGAUUCUAAAUAUUGAAAACUAUAUUGGCAAUGAAGUUACAAGCUCCAAACUUCAAAUAGUCAUUUUAUUGUUUUAAUGUCAAUACAGAUUGAAUCAAAAAUACACACAGAAUAACUUUGGCUGCUUCCUGUAUGUUCCAGAUUUAUUGGCUAUUUAUGAAGAUACAGUUUGAAAAUAUUAAUAAGAUUUUAAAUAGUUAAAUUUAAUCUGUUUGCCAAUUUAUAUUAACAUUAGAAUUCCAGCAGUGCUGUCCCCAUUGCCUUUGUCCAUCUUUUUCAAUAAACUCCCAUCUAUACUAUUAAUAGAAACGUAUUUCAUUGGAACUGAUUAACUUAAUUAAAUAUAUUUAACAAACAUUUGAGGUUUUUAUGGGUUUUUUAUCCUUUGCUAUUUUUGUUUCUUCUGGUAAAAAAAAAAACGUUUUAAGAUAUCUGUGAUAUAUUGUCUUAUUAAUAAUAAAAACAAGUAGCUUGGAAUAAAACUGAACCUCAUUAAAAAUAUGGACUAAGGACCAAACAAAGCCAAGUCAGGAGAUUGUAGUUUCAUAAUUCAUUCUCUUAUGUAGAUGUGGUUUUUUUCUUUUAAUGUAUGUAGCUCUAGAGCUAUAGUAAUAUAUUUUUUAUCUUGUUUUUGUGAUUUUGAUAUUUUGUGUUUAGUUACAGAGAAUAAGGAAAGAACAUAAACUCUAAUCAAAAUUAUCGAACCAAGUUGAUUUUAUUAAUAAAAAAUCAUGAAUUCUUGAAUAAAAUAAAACCAAAAAUAACAUUCGUAGAAACAUAAUUACAGGGUGUGUGAUAAUUUUGAACAGGGGGUUAUGUGUUAUUUCGAAAAGUUUAUAUAUAAUAGAUAAAUAAUGUGAUGUUAUUUGGAAGAAAUUGAAAAAAAUGUUAUCAAUAGGUGACUAAUUUUUUUGGAAAAUCAUUUUUAGUUACUUUCAUUGUUAAGAAUGUAUAAACAAGGUGAAACUUUUACAUAAAACAGUGAAACACAAUAUGUUAAUGAAUAAACCAAUGUUGAAAAUAAGUGAAAUCACAAUCUAUAAAAAUAACUUACCUUUAAGUAGGCAGACCCUAUUUUCAUGAGACAUGAAAUGGAAUAUGGUUAAAAAAGUGUUUGUUUCACAUUGAAUUGACAAUCAUUAUACUCGAAUAAUAUUUAAUAUAAAAUUUCCCACUCGACCAUUCACUAUUGGGUUCUAAUUAACAGUGCUGUUCCUAAAGUGGCGCUGGGAAACAGUAACAAAGCCACACAGAACACGAGGCUAAUGGCCUUAGUAGUCGAUGCCUACGACACCAAAUUAAAAAAAAAAACUUCUCACACUCUUGCGACACAAUUUUGUCAUAAGUCAAUUGAUAUAUUAAAAUAUGUGCAAAAAGUUUUUACUCCACCAAAAAUAUAUUUUAUAUACAAGUAUCAAUUUGAUUUUGUUAAAUACGGACAUGUUUUUUGUUUCGGAUUUUUUUUAAGUAUUUUCAUUUUAAACUUAAAGAUUAUGUCUGGGCUUUUUUGUUAUUGAUUGCAAAUGUUUAUUUAAAAUUAAUUUGUUUUAAAUAAAUUGUAGAAAAAUCACUGUCUGAAAUGUGAAUACAGUUAGAACAUUUCUAGGUGAAUUUUAAAGAUUAUGGGUUAUUAAUCAACAUUUUUGAUAAAAUGCCGGGUUAGGGGCACUAGAGAAAUAUGAUGAAACAGCGUAUGGUCUACCUACUCAUAAGUCAAAUGUAUUUGAAUGGACUUGGUUUUGCUACUUAUUUUUGUGUACUGUCAUAUUCACUGCUGACAGCAAGUAAACAAAAAACCAACAAAAAACAAACAAAAAAAAAUGUAUGGAUAAUUUCAAAUUUAAAAAUAAUAGGAAUAUUUUAUCAUAAUUCAAUCAUGAGGUACGUGAAGAAAAAUUAUUGCACUCGAUAUUUUCUUUAUCUGGAUUGAAUUACUGUCUCGAGGAUAAUAAAGUACGUCCCAAAGAAAUACAUAAAAUUCAUUGUGAGUUGGGUUUGUAAAAAAUCAUUAAACACAUAAUUUCCAACUGUACUUAUUAAUAAAUUUGUAUUUACCUUUUUUUCAUAGACCUUUGACAGCUUCGAUAUUUUGAGAUUACUUAUUUGCAGCUAUUGAAAACUGUAUCAGAUGCAUUGUGUUAAUAACCAGUCUCUUGAUAUGUUUUCGUCUUCGAGCAUAUAUAUUUCAUAGAAUCCGCAUUCAAUAGGGUUUGUUUACGUUAUGAGGGGAAAUUCCUAGACACUAUUACCGGUGUGGCAUCAUUUUUACGGGGUUUGCAAUUAAUAUAAAUAAUAAAUUUGAUACAUACCUUCAAAAUUCUUUAAUUUACGCACAUAUUUUAUAAACUUGCAUUAUUUAAGUAGUAAUAAUAGUAAAUAAUAAUAAUAAUAAUAAUUAUUAUUAUUA
Psylliodes chrysocephalus is the source of this 4223-nucleotide messenger RNA. Lineage: Eukaryota; Metazoa; Arthropoda; Insecta; Coleoptera; Chrysomelidae. The record is from the annotation of a GenBank genome assembly.